This is a messenger RNA of Owenia fusiformis, 2582 nucleotides long. Lineage: Eukaryota; Metazoa; Annelida; Polychaeta; Sabellida; Oweniidae. The record is from the annotation of a GenBank genome assembly.
CAGAUUUCAAAACAACAACUAUUAUUAGAACUUCUUGGAUGUUCAUGCCCAUGUUAAUAUAAACCGGUAUGUCGCGCUAAAAGCGACAUUCCCGUUUGACGCUCAUUCAAGCCACGUUAGCACGACGUUGAUGAUAUUGGAGAGAGAAAAGCCGAUUCUCGUGAUUUCGGUAAAUCGAACAGGAGAGAAACGAUCACAUCGAGCUUGUAUUCGGUACAAGCUUUACUUCAGCAAGAAAAACCUCAAAGUCUGCGUAAGAGGAAUACGAGGGUUGCUAAAUUAGCGGUUCAACUACAGGACGACCUCCAGAUGCGUUCAUUCCCGUAUUGGGCCUCGGUUUGCUGAUUGACAUUGGCCACGACAGUGAUCCGGGUUUACUACUUACCAUACAGGACACUUGUUCUGUAUGUAUGAUGACAACUCGAUCGCCCGAAUACUAUGUAUAAAUGCCGAAGACUCAAGUACCACCAAAACCUAACUACUAAGACUUGAACAUUUUAAAAUAUCGUAAGAACUAUGAGAAAAACAUUGGAGUUAAAUGUUAGACAAUAUUUCAUUGGAAUUUACAUAUUUUAGUGUCACAGUGUUUAUAUAGAUUGUCUAUAAUAUUUGACUUGCUUUGAAAGUAAGUGUGGUUCUAAGUGUUGUACUUACGAUAAUCAUUCCGCCAUCAUCAAGAUUAUAACCAUAACACACUUUUAACUCUGCCUUGCCUCUAGCAAAACGUUUUAACAAAUCAUGAAUUUUUUGGGAAAAAUUAAGAAAACCUUUAGUCGUACUGGUACUCAUUUCGCUCCGAAAGAGAGUUACUAUGGAUGUCUUUCUAAACAUAACAUUGAACAAAAGUUGAUUCCUGUGAAAGAAAGUAAACCAUUAAUAGGUCAACUCCAGAUGAGAGAGAUAUCAGUACCUGGAAACGUUAAAAGAUACGAGUAUGGGACUGUUUGCGAAGAGAAGCACAUGGUCAUUAUGUUUGUAGGUGGGACAGGUUCCGGAAAAAGCACGAUGAUCAACAGUUUUGCGAAUUAUUUGUUUGGUAUCGAGUGGGGAGAUCCUUAUAGAAUCAGAGUAGUGGAUGAAAACAUAGAUGCCAACCAAGCAGAAAGUGUAACACAAAAUGUAUCGACCUACACCUUUUACAAAGAACGUCGGUCCGACGGAUGUACUUUAACAAUUAUUGACACUCCAGGAUUCGCAGAUACAAGCGGCAAAGAUGACCAUAUAGCCAAUCAAAUUGGUGAACUUUUCACGCAGUUAGGGGAACAUGGAAUAAAUUCCAUUAAUGCGGUUGGAUUCGUUGUAGAAGCUAGUCGGGCUCGGCUAACGAUCUUGCAACGCUAUAUUUAUGAAAAGGUCUUAUCCCCGUUUGGUAAAGAUAUAAAAGAAAACAUCGCUGUUUUGACAACAUUUGCGGAUGAUGGUGAGCCAAUAGUACUAGAUGCUCUUCGACAAAGUGGUUUAGAAUACAAAGAUUAUUACAAGUUUAACAACGGCGCCACCUUUGCAGAAUACAAAGGUGGUAAGAGUGAUGAUUUCAACAAGAAGAUCUGGUCUAUGAUGAUAGAGAGCUUCGACAAAGUUGUACGAGAUUUGCAGUUUUACCAUCCAAAAAGUCUUACAUUAUCAAAAGCUGUCUUAAAAGAGAGAGACCAACUUAAACUACAGCUAAUUCAAAUCAAGGAUGACGUCACAUUUUCACUCAAUCAAGUUAGGAAACUCAAUAUGAUAAAACAGUCCAUUGAGCAGUACAAAGUUGAAAUAGAAGAAAACAAAGAAUUCAUAAUCGAAGUAGAAGAGCCAUGUUGGGAAAAGGAGCCUUCAAACUGGAGCAAUAACUGCAUAAUAUGUAAGCGUACGUGCCAUAAAAGUUGUUGGGCUUUUAACGUGUUAUUAAGCACAUGUGAAGCCUUCAACUCUUUUGGUCAUUGCACAGUUUGCCCGGGGCAUUGUUCCCCAGCUGAUCAUAUUGGCGAAUACAUGAGAUGGAAUGAGAAAACUAAAAAGGUCAUGACAACUCAUAAAGAAAUGAGGAAACGAUAUAUGGAAAAUGUGGAAGCCAAAUCUGGAUAUGAAGAUAUGCAUACAAAUCUGGAAAAUGAAGUAAAACAACACAACGAAGGGAUAAGCAACCAAGUUCAGAGAUUGACAAAAGUGAUCAAUCGUUUGAAGGAAAUAGCCCUGAAACCUGGAUCAAAAUCAGCAGUGGACUACAUAGACGACCUUAUCAAAGAGGAGGCGGAGUCGCACACACAUGGAUUCGAUGAGAGAAUUCAAGCACUCGAGGAAAUUAAAAAACGUAUCAAUUAGGAACUAUUUUAGGAUACAAAUAGCUGAGCUUAUAUAAUCGAUAUAGCUUGACAGAUAGAAGUGUGUUUGUAAAUCACGUUGGGCAUGAGGAUGAAUCUACAUUUCAUUGACAAUAUAAUUCGGAGGUUGCCUAUGUAAAUAUUAUUUUAUAUGUAUUUUAUACGUAUAUAGUGAGCUGUUAGACCUAUAUCUGUAAUAUAUCCAAAUGACAAUACGAUUUCUAUUCAGGCUAAACUGGAUGAUACGAUAUAUGAUAUGAUCAGUGUAUAUGUACA